AUGGAGACACUGGAGGAGGAGGAGGAGGAGGAGGAGGAGGAGGAAGAAGGCUCCUCAUCGUGCUGUUCACCAAACCCAGUGCCGGGGGACCACGCGGUGCCCCCAAGCCGGGGGGAGCCUCGCAAGAUUGAGGAGAUUAAAGACUUUCUGCUGACAGCCAGGAGGAAGGAUGCAAAGUCGGUCAAGAUCAAGAAGAACAAGGACAAUGUGAAAUUCAAGGUGCGCUGCAGCCGGUACCUGUACACCCUGGUCAUCACGGACAAGGAGAAGGCCGAGAAGCUGAAGCAGUCCCUGCCUCCAGGUUUGGCUGUGAAGGAGCUGAAAUGA
Molecule: messenger RNA, 327 nt
Organism: Charadrius vociferus (killdeer)
Lineage: Eukaryota; Metazoa; Chordata; Aves; Charadriiformes; Charadriidae
Gene: RPL38
Product: ribosomal protein L38
Exons: 4
Coding region: 1-327 (108 amino acids)
Biological process (GO): protein-RNA complex assembly; translation
Cellular component (GO): cytosolic large ribosomal subunit; ribosome
Molecular function (GO): structural constituent of ribosome
Source: RefSeq, a predicted model, not a curated record